CUCUCCCGUUUCACUCACUUCACCCACCUGCCCUGUUUUGUACAUUGUCCCGGACUGACUGGGGCUGACCUGAACUGAUGGAGUUGCUGUUUGUUGCUGUCUUCCUGCAGCUGUCCUCUCCCUGCUUCGGCUAUCCCACUGGGGCACCCACCUCCACCUGUGAGGACAUGAUGCCUCGACACGCUGGGGUGCAGCCACAGCCAAUACCAGCACCCUACACCAUCCUCACCAGCGCCAGGAAAUUUCAGACGGGCAAGCCCGUUACAGUGACCAUAACUGGGUCUGACUACAAGGGUGUGCUUCUGGAGGCCCGAUCAGCAGCCAGCCAGACAGCAUUAGGAACCUGGGGAAAUCCUCCUACAAAUACAAAAUUCCUGAAGUGUUCAGGGAACGCACAAGGUGCCAUCACCCAUGCAAACACCAACACCAAGGACAGCACCACUACGUUUUCCUGGAUUCCACCCAACAUCAACAGCACUAUCUACUUCAUGGCCACUGUAGCCCAAGAGCGCACUGUCUACUGGUUGAACAUUCGAUCAGAAACGUUGACCAGAGAAUCGGGUGGAAUUGAUCUGGCUGCAGGCGGACACCCAGGGAUGGCUGGUCAAGGAUUUCUGAAGCUUUUUGCCCUAUGUCUCCUGGUGUUACUGAUCACCCCAAGAUAGUCACUUCUGUUCCCUGGAGGUUCUUGUUGAUUAAAUACUAUUGAAGCGCUGGUUUUCAGAGCUGCUUGAAAUAAAAAUAAAAAACACCAUAUACAUUCUCCUCAUGUGCUUGUCAUGGGCAAUGGUCUAAUGAGGUCCUGCGUACUGUAAUUCAUUGCAUAUUAUCCCAGGUGUUGUUUUCUUAAUUAUUAAAGGCAUCAUACAGCCAACAUUUGUAUUA
Messenger RNA from Esox lucius (northern pike), 885 nucleotides. Its product is annotated as Reeler domain-containing protein. Bases 78 to 665 code for a protein of 195 amino acids. The record is from RefSeq and is a predicted model, not a curated record. The transcript is spliced from 5 exons. Gene Ontology annotation, molecular function: oxidoreductase activity, acting on metal ions. Lineage: Eukaryota; Metazoa; Chordata; Actinopteri; Esociformes; Esocidae.